AUGACGAGAGGAUCAAAAUUCGAGGUCUCAAAAUUUGAUGGUCAUGGCAAUUUCGGAUUAUGGCAGACGAGAGUAAAAGAUUUAUUGGCGCAACAAGGAAUUCAGAAAGGGCUGCGCGCAGAAAAGCCAAAGGGGAUGGAAGACGAUGAUUGGCAAGAUCUGCAGGAACAGGCGGCCGGGAUGAUUCGGUUGUGCCUUGCAGAUGAAGUUAUGUAUUACAUUAUGCAUCUCAAAUCGACAGAUGAGAUCUGGAAGAAACUGGAAUCGCAGUUUAUGUCGAAAACCCUAACGACAAAAUUGUAUCUGAAGCAGAGGUUAUACGGGCUGAAGAUGCAAGAGGGGACCGAUUUAGGGCAACAUGUGAAUAUCUUCAAUCAGGUUGUCACGGAUUUGGCUUCACUCGAAGUCAAGAUUGAAGAUGAAGACAAGGCGAUGAUUUUACUGUGUUCGUUACCUCCUUCUUACUAA
Messenger RNA from Striga hermonthica, 468 nucleotides. Lineage: Eukaryota; Viridiplantae; Streptophyta; Magnoliopsida; Lamiales; Orobanchaceae. The record is from the annotation of a GenBank genome assembly.